Molecule: messenger RNA, 864 nt
Organism: Ixodes scapularis (black-legged tick)
Lineage: Eukaryota; Metazoa; Arthropoda; Arachnida; Ixodida; Ixodidae
Exons: 5
Coding region: 1-864 (287 amino acids)
Biological process (GO): symbiont-mediated perturbation of host defenses
Molecular function (GO): amine binding
Source: RefSeq, a predicted model, not a curated record
AUGCUAGCCCUGAAACAUUUGCUGUUCUGUCUAAGCGUCGGUGCGGCGUACGCCCGCGUAGAGCUUGAAAGUUGGGAGAAAACACCGGACAACAAUCCUGACCUGAACAGGAAAGACCUUGGACCGAUGCAGGAUGCAUGGAAAACAAUCAAGGGUACGGCGAACCAGAGCUAUUAUCUAAUUUAUAGUAGCGGAUUAUGGGUCCGCAGAGAUUACGAAGAUGUGAGAUGCCUCCAAGUGCAUUCAAGCGACCUCAAUCACACAUUGAAGAGUGCCGCUUACACAUUAAAAUGGUACGACACAGACUCUCAAGAAAUGAAAUCAAAAACACAAUAUGUUCAAGCUGUAAAACAAAAGGAUUAUAGCAUUGAAAAUAUUAUGCAUUUGGGCCAGCCUCAGCGUAAACCCACAUCACGAAAUGGAACCUGCUAUAAUCUCGAUUUCACCUCCCCCUGUCGCAGCUGCUUCAUACUUCACCAGGAAUGUUGGCGACCAUUCAUCGUUCUAUAUUCCGAAAAAUACGUGUUAUACGAGAAUUCUUUUUGUUAUAUAUUGAGAUCACUACGAGAUCGUGAACGCCAUGAAUCUUGUGAAUUCUGGCUAAGGGAAGAUUGGGUAAAGAACAAUUUGUCGAUUCCCGAAGUACAGAACGAAGAAAGUGAGAAAAACGAGGAGCAGUCUGGGAACGCGGAUAAGACAACGUAUUUGUACGAUUCCUUAUUUAAGAAACUUCCAUCCAGCUGCCGAUACGCAUUUCUUCUUAACUGCGGAUAUCCGACGUCCCGAAUUUAUGACAAGGAAGACUGCGACAAGAUGAAUGAAAAAGAAAAUGCUGCAUCAGGUGACACAAACGGAAGUGACUGA